CAUCUUCAUGCAGCUUAGUUGUGAAUGUGAUACACUGAAGUAUUAUACCCGAUUUGUUACUUUCAAUUUGUAACUAAGAAUCAUGCACAGAAUUACAGCUGCUAGUAUACAUGGGAACAAGAAGCUAAUAGAGCUAUUCAAGAAGAGACUGCCUAAAUAUACAAAAUAUUGUACUCUUACAACAAAUCCCAACCCCUUGCCAAAUGAUAUAUUGAACACUACAGUUAAUGAAUUUAAUAAUGACGGACUCCAACGCUUAGCCAAGUUGUUUCCAAGAUGUGAAGAAUUUCCAGCUCGGCACAUUGGACCCAGGGAACAUGAACAGACACAGAUGCUGGAACUUCUUGGAUUUAGAACUCUUGAUGAAAUGACAGACAAGGCUGUUCCUGCUAAAAUUCGACUUAACAAAGAUUUGGAAAUUGAAGAACCAGUGGGAGAAUACGAGUUGAUAAAUCGCAUCAGAGAGAUAGCUGAGAAAAACAAAAUCUGGAGAAGCUACAUUGGAAUGGGUUACAAUAAUUGCUGUGUGCCACACACGAUCAUGAGAAAUAUAUUUGAGAAUCCUGGAUGGACAACUCAGUAUACACCUUACCAACCAGAGGUUGCUCAGGGCCGUCUGGAAGGGCUCCUCAACUACCAGACAAUGGUCACUGAUCUGACUGGUAUGGAAGUGGCUAAUGCUUCCUUGCUGGAUGAGGGUACUGCAGCAGCUGAAGCCAUGAGUCUUUGUCAUAGGCAGACCAAGAGGUGGCGCCUGUUCCUUUCUGACCAACUUCACCCUCAGACUGUGUCAGUGGUCCAGACUAGAGCUGACUCACUGGGGCUUACAGUUGAGUUGGGAAAUGUGUUUGCAGCAGACUUUUCCAAUCGAGAUGUUGCUGGGGUGCUUUUCCAGUAUCCAGAUACUGAGGGUUCUGUUCAUGAUUUCUCUGAAGUAGUCCAGAGAGCUCAUUCCAAUGGUACUCUGAUUUGCUGUGCUACAGACCUGCUAGCACUCACACUACUUCGUCCUCCGAGUGAGUUUGAUGUGGACAUCUCUGUAGGAACUAGCCAGCGAUUUGGCGUGCCUCUUGGCUACGGAGGUCCCCAUGCAGGUUUCUUUGCUUGCAGACAAUCACUGGUUAGACUCAUGCCUGGCCGCAUGAUAGGAGUCACUCGGGAUGCAAGUGGCCAUGAUGCAUACCGCCUGGCCUUACAGACUAGAGAGCAACACAUCAGGCGAGAUAAGGCAACCAGCAACAUCUGCACAGCCCAAGCACUUCUAGCCAACAUGUCAGCCAUGUAUGCUGUGUACCAUGGACCUCAUGGACUGAAGGAAAUUGCAACCAGGAUUCACAAUUCAGCUCUUCUGUUGAGUGCAGGCGUUCGGGAAUGUGGAAACACUGUUAUCAAUCAAGUAUUCUUUGAUACAGUACGAAUUAGCCCAGCAAUGGAUCAGGGCGAGAUUCAACACAGGGCUCGCCAAAAGCAAAUCAACCUCAGAUUUUAUCCUGAUGGAACGGUAGGUGUCUCACUUGAUGAAACAGUCAGGAUUCAAGAUGUGGAGGACUUACUCUGGGUCUUCGGUUCAAGACUGUCAGCUGAAGAGGUGGCUGGUAGCUGUAACCUCAACGAAGGCAGCAUAUUUCUGUCAAGUUUUCGUCGCACAUCUCCAUAUCUCACUCAUCCUGUAUUCAACUCAUACCAUUCAGAGACUCGUAUUGUGAGAUACAUGAAAACAUUGGAGAAUAAAGAUGUAUCAUUAGUACACUCCAUGAUACCUCUUGGAUCUUGUACUAUGAAGCUGAACAGUACUACAGAAAUGCUGCCAUGCAGUUUCCAGCACUUUACUGACAUUCACCCAUUUGCACCACUGGACCAGUCACUUGGUUACCAGCAACUGUUUGAAGAGCUGCAACAAGACUUAUGUGCCAUCACCGGGUAUGACAGAAUCUCAUUCCAGCCUAACAGCGGAGCACAAGGAGAAUAUGCUGGACUGAGGGCUAUUAAGUGUUACCACGAAGCAUGUUCUGAGGGACACCGUAACAUCUGUCUCAUACCAAUAUCUGCUCAUGGCACCAACCCUGCCUCUGCACAAAUGGCUGGUAUGAAGGUUGAACCAAUAAAUGUAAGCCGUGAUGGAAGCAUUGACAUCUCUCAUCUUGCAUCUAAGGUUGAGAAGCACGGAAAAAACUUGGCUUGCCUCAUGAUCACUUACCCAUCAACAAAUGGAGUGUUUGAAGAAACUAUUGCUGAUGUCUGUCAGAUGAUCCACGACAAUGGUGGACAGGUAUACCUUGAUGGAGCGAAUAUGAAUGCACAAGUUGGCUUGUGUCGCCCAGGUGACUACGGUUCUGAUGUGUCUCAUCUGAACCUCCAUAAAACAUUCUGUAUCCCUCAUGGUGGUGGGGGUCCUGGAAUGGGUCCAAUAGGAGUGAAAGCUCACUUAGCACCAUUUUUACCCACACAUCCUGUAGUGAACCCAAUGGCUGAUAUGGGUCGUCAUUCAAAAUCAUUUGGCGUUGUAAGUGCAGCUCCAUUUGGAUCAUCUGCAAUUCUUCCUAUCUCAUGGGCAUAUAUCAAGAUGAUGGGACCACGUGGACUGAGGAAAGCAACUCAGGUGGCAAUUCUGAAUGCUAAUUACAUGAGCAAAAGAUUAGAAGGUCAUUACAAGACAUUAUUCAAGGGACAAAAGAGUUCGCUUGUAGCUCAUGAAUUCAUUCUGGAUGUUCGAGAUUUCAAGAAGACAGCAAACAUUGAAGCAGUCGAUAUUGCCAAGCGACUUAUGGACUAUGGUUUCCACGCACCCACAAUGUCAUGGCCUGUCGCUGGGACUCUGAUGAUUGAGCCAACUGAGUCUGAAGACAAAGAGGAACUGGACAGGUUCUGUGAUGCCUUAAUUUAUAUCAAACAAGAAAUAAAUGACAUAGAGGAAGGGAGGAUGGACAUCCGCACCAAUCCUCUUACAAUGGCCCCUCACACACAAGCGCAAGUGAUCUCAAGUGACUGGAACAGACCAUACACAAGGGAACAAGCUGCAUUUCCAGCUCCAUUUGUUCAUGCUGAAACAAAAGUGUGGCCAAGUGUUGGAAGAAUUGAUGAUAUAUAUGGAGAUAAACAUCUCGUCUGCACUUGCCCACCAAUUUUACCAGCCUACUGAUCUGUAUUUUGACAUGUUUUGCAUACAAUUAAGAAUUAUAGAAUGAAGUUCCUUCCUCUUUUAUGUUGUUUUAUUUCGUGUUUCAUUGUGGAAAUGUCAAAAUAUAUUUACUUAAUAUAUACUAUCAGACAUGCAGAAAUGUAUUCAGUAGAAAGCAUGCUCAAAGAAAUGCAGAAGAGGUAAAUAAUGUUUUGAGAUUUGAGGUCUAGUUGGUGGUGUGUAUUAAGAUACGCAAUCUGGAAUGUAAUGCUAUGAUAUUUUGAUAUUUAAGAUUAUUUAACAGUGUUGUCUGAAUAUCACAGGUUAUACAGCAUCAAAUACAGAGUGAAGUCAGUUGUUUAGUGUAAGAAGGGAAAUAGAACAAAGUGGUCAUAA
Molecule: messenger RNA, 3514 nt
Organism: Cryptotermes secundus
Lineage: Eukaryota; Metazoa; Arthropoda; Insecta; Blattodea; Kalotermitidae
Product: glycine dehydrogenase (decarboxylating), mitochondrial
Exons: 19
Coding region: 83-3139 (1018 amino acids)
Biological process (GO): glycine decarboxylation via glycine cleavage system
Cellular component (GO): mitochondrion; glycine cleavage complex
Molecular function (GO): glycine dehydrogenase (decarboxylating) activity; lyase activity; glycine binding
Source: RefSeq, a predicted model, not a curated record